AUAACAUGUCGAAAUUGCAUUAAGUUACAUCGCAGUGUUUUAGUAGAUUAAGAGAAGUUUUAUGCUUUAAGUUAGUAAUUAGUGGUUACUUAAACUGGUUUUACAACAACAACUGCAAGAGCCCGCAUUAGCGCAAGCAUGUUGUUCAAUAUGUGCAAAAGUUCAGAGGGCGUUUUUCGCAGUGAAUUUCGCCCACAAUUAUUGGCGGCAGCAAGUGUAACGAUAAUCACAUAUUGCCAUGGAAUUGGUCUCGGCUGGUUCCCGCCGAUGCUGUCAAAGCUACAAUCGCCCGAUGGUAGUCCGCUUGGCUUUAACGCCUCCGUGGAGGAGGGCUCCUGGCUAGGUGCACUUGUAUGUCUCGGCGGUUGUACGGGGAAUAUACUUUUUGGACUACUUUUGGAUCUCAUCGGUCGGAAAGCCUGUCUUUAUGGCCUUGCCAUUCCACACAUUUGCUUUUGGUUACUCAUUUACUUCGCUAAAUCGAUUGAAUUUCUCUAUGCUGCACGCUACUGCGCUGGCAUCACUGGUGGUGGCACUUACAUCGUUAUACCGAUCUUCAUUGGAGAAAUUGUUGAUCCAACCAUUCGCGGACGUCUUACCUCGUUAUUUACACUCACUCUCAACUCGGGCAUGUUGACUGGUUUCAUACUCUCCUCACAUGUACCAUAUCACAUUAUACCAAUGAUUGUGAUAUUAUUCCCACUUAUCUUUCUACUGAUUGAAUCAUUCUUCCCGGAGACUCCGUCAUAUCUGCUGUAUAGCGCACAGGAAGAGGAAGCGGAAAAAUCGUUUAAAUUCUAUCACAAUUGCAAAGCUGAAAACAAACAGGAGUUGGCGCAAUUCAAUACGAAAUUUUCGGAGUUACGAAACGCGGUAAUGGCGCAAAAAUCGCAAACUGAUGUCGUAACAUGGAGAGAUUUCUUCACUAAACGCGCUUUGCGCGCACUCUCUAUGGGCAUAAUUCUGAUGAUGAUUAAUGUCUUCACAGGCGGUUUUGCAUUGCUUAACUACACGUCUACCAUUUUUGUAGCGAUUCAAACAGAUAUAGAUCCAAAUACAAACACCAUCAUUAUAGGGGUUGUGCAAAUUGUUGGUACCAUUACUGCCAUCAUACUAAUCGAUCGAUUUGGUCGGAAAAUUUUGCUAAUGGCUUCCGCAGCAUCCAUGGGAGUCUUUUUGGCGGCGUUUGGUAUGUAUGCUUUCUUUGCCGAGGAAACUAGUGCGGAUCUAUCAGCUUAUCGCUCUUGGCUGCCACUUCUCAUUAUGGCGUUUAUUAUAUUAUCGGCUAACAUUGGAAUAAUACCUGUCACUUUUGUGGUGUUGGUGGAAAUUUUACCUCCGAAGAUUCGUUCGAAAGCAUCAUCCAUUUGCUUGUCAUUGCUGAGCAUUUUUACCUUCAUCUUGCUGAAAAUAUUUCCACCAUUCAUGCACACUUUUGGACUAUCAGCAUCGAUGUGGGCCUGUGCUGCAUUUUCUGCUCUAGGGCUAUUCUAUAUAACAAUAUUCCUGCCGGAGACCAAAGGAAAAUCUAUGAGUAAAGAUGAGAAAUAGUUUUAGUUACAAAUACAACUAAGUAUAGUACAAUAAUGCUGAAAGCUUUAUAAAAAUCUAUCUGCAAUGAAGUACCAACUGCAUUUUUUAGAAUCUCAGUAAGAUAUACAAGCAUACAAAUAUUUAUAUAAAUAAAACCUAAAAUCUUUUAAAGCAUAACUUGUGAGUGAUAAUAAAAUUAUACAAACGAAAAUUAUAACCUUUGAAACAUAACUUUCUUUAAGUUCGUUCAAACUACAGAGUUGUUCAAAUAAGGCAUUUGAAAAAUUUUGAAAUUUUACAGUAGAAGCACAAAAAAUAUUUUAAAUUUGCAUAGGACAGCUAUAAGUCUGGUUCGCAUUUAGGAUAUAGCCGUGGAUUUUGGUAACCGUCUGAUUUCGUCAUGAAUACCACGUACUGUGCUCAAUCGGCUAUUGCGACUGUUGGAGCUGUGAUUGUACAAAUGUAUGUAAUGGUCAUUAAAAUUUAAUCUGUAGUUCAAUUAUCGUUGCACUUAUUAAGAUACAAAAUCUAAAUUUGGGAUUAUGUCACUUCUUGUAUAGUGACCCAAUUUUUUACUUUGAGGUUAUGUCACUAUAUAAGGAGUGACAUGUUUCCAAACGAAAAGCGGAUCAGCCUCCAAAUCCCUUAUGUAAUUUUGCAAACCAAAAGAAUUUGGAAUGUGCAAGAGUAAUGAUAAAAGGCAUUUUUAUCAAACAACUGUCACUCUGUUUAAAGAGCUAAAAUGUUAAAUUCAAAGUUUUGCGAAACACUUGAAGAAAAUUUUUUUUCUGUAAAAUUUUUAAAAUGCGACUUAGCAAUUUUUCACUCUAAUACGUGCUUAUGGGCCAUUUUGAAGUUUAACGCUUUUUCUCGACUUAAUUUACAUACCAAAAUUAUUUGGCGGAAGUAAAAAAAUCAAUGUACUUACAUAAAUAUGUAAGUAAAAUACCAAUGGUUGAAAUUAAUUUUUUUGAUUCUUUUAAAUAUUAAUAUCCUUUGAACUACAUAACCUAUUAAAAACGAAUGAUGUCUAAAUAAAUGUA
Molecule: messenger RNA, 2576 nt
Organism: Rhagoletis pomonella (apple maggot)
Lineage: Eukaryota; Metazoa; Arthropoda; Insecta; Diptera; Tephritidae
Product: facilitated trehalose transporter Tret1-like
Exons: 6
Coding region: 139-1551 (470 amino acids)
Biological process (GO): carbohydrate transport; transmembrane transport
Cellular component (GO): membrane
Molecular function (GO): sugar transmembrane transporter activity
Source: RefSeq, a predicted model, not a curated record